Esox lucius (northern pike) is the source of this 5673-nucleotide messenger RNA. It is a transcript of the gene atosa, whose product is annotated as family with sequence similarity 214 member A. Lineage: Eukaryota; Metazoa; Chordata; Actinopteri; Esociformes; Esocidae. The record is from RefSeq and is a predicted model, not a curated record. Bases 1130 to 4888 code for a protein of 1252 amino acids. The transcript is spliced from 12 exons.
UGUAUGGAGAGAGCGAAGAGAGGGAGCGCAACAGAGAAAGAGUGAGCAAUGCACAAAGCAGGUUAUAGAGAACACAACUAGAACAACGUAUAUUGACGCUGCUAGCUGUAUGCACGUAUGUAGUUAUGGAGUUGGACGAAUUCACCGUAGCUAGCUAGCCAGCGAACCGUUAAUGUUUUGGAGAAAGAGAAAAGUUACAGUAGCUAGCUAGCUACAGUACUGAUUGAGUAGGGGACGACGUUAUGUAGCCACUGUGACGAGUUGAGAAAUUGAUGGUCUGCUCGUUUUCCGACAAACUUGAAAGAUAACUAGUUAACUGGCUUACAUUUACAGUACUGACAAAGGACGUGACUUAAUUUUACUCGCUAUGCUUCAAGGCGACAAGUCGAGUCGGUGCUUCUUGACAACAUAAUGUUUAGCUAACGUUGGCUGUUUUGAUAAUGAUCCGUUGAACGAGGUUUGUCCUCCAGGGAGACUCGAGCGUGUCGUUAGCCGAGGACGAUCACUCAUAGCUACCUGCGCGUGUUUGUUGGACCAGAUAAGACUCCUAUGUUGAUUGUUUGGCCAACUAGCUACUGUAGCUAAACACUUGUUAUCUAAGCCAUGUAAGUAACAAGCAAGUUGAAGUUACGGUAACACAUCAAGUUGUAGGAGAGAGAUAGCGAUGCUUCGUGACAGGAUUAACGUUACUGCUACGGCUCUGGUGGUGGAAUUUAAGACGUUUAUUUUUGGGGGGGGUAGCAAGUCAACUAACGUUAGGUUGUCAGCUUGAUGUCUUGUUGACUAGUUGGUUGGCAAAACAGUGGCUCGGAGCUAAUCUAAUGUUUUACUGUCAGGUAUAGCUAGCUAGCUGAGCUGUUUGUUGGCCAGUUAACAGUGCGACUCGAUGGACCUGUACAGUAGAAACUUGCUAACAAAGCAUUGCUUUGUUAGAUAGGGGCGAUUGGCAGCAUUACAGGCUACCUAGCUGGUAUUGUUGCUUAAUACAGUGAGCAAUCCUUUUGGCGAUUUGAAUCCACACUCAGACACAUCAGUACAUGUAGUUAUUGUUGCUGUCAGGGCUGUGUGGAAGGGAGUCUUAAGACAGAAGAAGACGCAAAGAGACAGAAGAGGCUAUCGGACUCCUGAGAUGACACUGGCUAACAUGAAACCAGAUCGAGACGUGGCAGCGGAGGAGUUCUUUGAGUACGAUGCAGAGGACUUUCUGGUGUUCCUGACCCUGUUGAUCACUGAGGGCCGGACCCCAGAAUGUUCUGUGAAGGGUCGAACAGAGGGGCUACACUGCCCUCCUGCACAGUCUGGCAUGCCCCCUCUACACAGGCAUGAGUGUAGUGACAAACUGCCCCAGUGUGUGCAGGCACGGCGUGUGCGCUCGGAGGUGUGUGUGUUGUGGAGGAACAGUAUUCCUAUCAUGGUGGAGGUGAUGCUGCUGCCAGACUGUUGCUAUGGAGACGAGACUCCCCCUAGUGACCCCAUCAGUGACCCAGCAAUCAAACAAGAUGCUCUGCUACUGGAGAGAUGGACACUGCAGCCUGUACCAAGACAGACGGGUGACAAGUUCAUAGAGGAGAAGACUCUGCUGUUAGCUGUUCGUUCCUACGUCUUCUUCUCCCAGCUCAGUGCCUGGCUCAGCGCUUCUCACGGGAUCGUGCCCCGAAACAUCCUUUACAGGAUCAGUGCAGCAGACGAGGAGCGCGUGUGUCAGUUCUCCCAGCCCCCAGCGGAGCACCUGUUCCCUGUCCCCAACGUGUCCCAGAGUGUUGCCCUGAAGCUCAGGGUCCAGUCCCUCCCGCGGCAGCCCACCUACCCAACCCUGGCCUGUAGCAUACACACCAGCCUUCCGUUGUCCCCGCUCUACAGCAAGACGCCCGGAGUUAGGCCGGGGCUGAACCCUAACCAUCCCUUGUACGUGAAGAGCCGCGGCUCUAAAGAUGGCCACAACAGAACCACGCUGCCCUUCUCUGGCCUCCCCUUCCCCAGCCUACCCUGCCUGUCCCUGCCCAGUAAGAGAGACAGCCAGGGCCCUCCAGACAGCCAGGGUCAUUCUAGCCAGAAUGGGUCAGAUCUCCCCCAGCUCAGUAAGGGUGAAUCAUCAUCAUCAUCCCCCUCCUACCACCCCCCCCUCUCCCCCAGGCCCCCACCCCGCUCCCCUCUCCCCUCUGGGGGAAAGGCUGUCAGGUGGCUGUAUGCCCUCACCUCCGAGCCCUCCGAUGAGAUCGCAAACACCACCGACGACUAUGGGACAGCUGUCCAUGGGGCUGAGAGCUCCAAGGGCCAUGGUUCUGAAGCCCUCAGGGCCUUUAAGACUUACUCAUUGGGCGAACCCCCUCGAUGCCCCUCCCCUAGACCCUCCUCUUCUGAGACAAACCCUCUGAUUGGCUCCCUGCUCCAGGAAAGACAGGAAGUAAUUGCCCGCAUCGCUCAGCGCCUAAAUUUCUGUGACCCGACCGCCCCCCAUCUCCCCCCGGCCCUCUUUACCCCAGACACUCCCACCAAGACCCCUCUCUGGGGCAGUUACCUUGACAAUGCCAUGCUCGGCAAGACCAAAGAGCCAGAGGGGGCACCGCCUACUGAGCAUGCCCCGCCCUCCCCUUUUGACACACCCGUUAGCAAUGUAGCAGCCAACCUCAGGGAGACACUGUCCCCAAAACCUGCUGCCUGCCGCAAACUGAGACUCACAGAGGACAGAGACCUGGAGACUCAGAGAGAAAUAAACUCGGUGAGAGAGAGAGUCAGGGGGACUCUGAAAGACAUGGAAACCCAGAGAGACAGAGAGAAAGACACACAGAAAGACAGAGAAAGACAGCAAGAGAGAGAUAGUAGUCUCUUUUCCCAGGCUGUUCAGGACAUUACAAGACUGAUUCAGGACAGACUGUCUGUCCCCUCCCUGUCCCCAACACACAGCCGCAGCCCGCAGCACACUCCACAUACACACAACACACACACAGCCCAUGAAGAGACACACACCACACACAGAGACGACUACAGCCAUAGCAAUGGUCACAGCAACGGUUACACACCCAGCCAAGACACACACACACUCACACGUACGCCUGUUUGCGCAGACAGAGCUGGUGCUCCUUCAGAGACAAACUGUCAAAUCAGAACCCAGAAAGGCCAGUCACCACUUGAAGACGUACAGGUCAGCCCCAAAAUCCAGUCUCAACCCCAGGCCUCAGCCCAUGUCACCCCGCAACCUCUACCCCAGCCUAAGACACAGAGCUGUCCACUACUCAGCCCCAAGAGCCCUAGAGACAAGACCUCAAAGGGUUUCCACCCCACCCUCCACAUACCACCAAGACCCUCCUCCCCUAAAGACAUGAUCAUCAGAACUAUCAGGACUUUGACUGUGACUCAGACCACCACACUGACCCAGACCACUGCCCAGACUCUGACCACCAAGCACACCCAUACCACCGCUCUCAUCCAGAACCACAUCAAACCUCAAUCUCAUACCCCCCGGGACCAGACCCAGCCUCAGCCUCAGUCCCCCCGGGACCAGACCCAGCCACGGUCUCAGUCCCCCCGGGACCAGACCCAGCCACGGUCUCAGUCCCCCCGGGACCAGACCCAGCCUCGGUCUCAGUCCGCCCAGACCCAGACCCACCCUCGGUCUCAGUCCCCCCAGAACCAGACCCACCCUCGGUCUCAGUCCCCCCAGAACCAGACCCAUCCUCGGUCUCAGUCCCCCCAGAACCAGACCCAUCCUCGGUCUCAGUCCCCCCAGAACCAGACCCAUCCUCGGUCUCAGUCCCCCCAGAACCAGACCCAUCCUCGGUCUCAGUCCCCCCAGAACCAGACCCAUCCUCGGUCUCAGUCCCCCCAGAACCUGCCUCAGUCUCCCCUGCCCUCUGCUCUCCAGGAUGAGAACAAGGCCCCCCCAGGUUCUGGGUUUUCUAGCCCCCAGCGCCCUGCUACUAGAUCCCCUUGCCCGGAGACCAACACUGUCCUGCAUUCUCCGUCACCCCUGAGACCAUGUAACAGUUGGAGGAAUCACAACCGUCACUCUCUGGACUCCACCCUAACAAAGGUCUUCCACCCCUGUACUGGCUUACCCCUUCUCUCCAGCCCUGUUCCUCAGAGGCGAAAUCAGACUGGAUACUUUGACUUGGACUCUUCUCUUAGCAGCUGUAAAGGACUGCCCUGGACUACAGGAAAGAGAGUUUGUGUGAAAAGAGAGGAGUCGGAAGAAGCUCAGCAGUUGUUCAGUGCCAGCGCUCCUCCUGCUAGCCUCAGUCUACUGGGCAACUUUGAGGAGUGUGUGCUGAACUACCGUCUGGAGCCGUUGGGGUUGGUGGAUGGCUUCACGGCCGAGGUGGGGGCCUCCGGAACCUUCUGCCCCAGUCACAUGACCUUCCCUGUUGACGUGUCCUUCUACAGUGUCUCCGACGACAACGCACCCUCGCCAUACAUGGGAGUCAUCAACCUUGAGACUCUGGGUAAACGGGGAUAUCGUGUCCCUUCAUCAGGAACCAUUCAAGUGACCUUAUUUAACCCCAAUAAAACAGUGGUGAAGAUGUUUGUGGUGGUGUAUGACCUGAGAGCCAUGCCUUCCAGCCACCAGACCUUCCUCCGUCAGAGGACCUUUUCUGUCCCUGUCCGACGAGACAGCACACACUCACACACUCAUGGCAGCCGAGACAACACACACACGCAUGGCGGCACUCACGGCAUCGGCAAGAAAGCCCUCCCAUUGGGUCAAGGACGUAUUCUUCGCUACCUCAUUCACCUGAGGUUCCAGACCUCUAGGUCAGGUAAGGUGUACCUCCACAGGGACAUCAGACUCCUCUUCAGUAGGAAGUCUAUGGAGGUGGACAGUGGAGCGGCCUACGAACUCAAGUCCUACACAGAGUCCCCUGCUGACCCAGCCUUUUCCCCACGCUGCUGACACACACACACACACACACACACACACCUCUAGACCCCCACCCCACACACACACCUUCUGCCCUUGCUGCUCACAAAAACACACAAACACACAUCUAGACCCACCCUUUUCUUCCCUUGCUGCUGACACAAACACACAAACAGAUCCCUGUCUGUGUCUGCACUGCUGACACUGUCAUACACACACAUACAUAGACCUGUCAGAGAGCUGGGCUCCAAGUGGUCUUAUGAUUAAAAGUCCAUACAGGCGCUGUCCUAGAUACCUAGGGCUGAAGUUCUCCCUCACCAUCUAACCUGACCAGGAACAACUCCUGGUCCUAUGGGAAACAUGUUGUUGUCUGUGAAGUAAAAAAACAAACAUAAAAUACAUGUUGAAAACAUGUUAGACGUGCUAAAACGCAUCAAAUACACGUUAGUGAACAUGGACCACUGACAGACCAGAACAAGCAAUCAAGAAUCAAAGACCGAUUACAGGAUGACAUUGCAAAAGCGCACUGUGUUUUCCACCAUGACUGGAAAUCUAAAUGAGUAAUAUUCUAAUACUUAUUUUUUGUACUGUUACAAAAAAAACUAUCGGAAAUGUUGCAAUAGAAAGAGACUAACCUUUAGCUUUAGUGUUUACAUUUACUUCAUGUUUACCAUCAGUUAUUUAAUAUUUAAAUUAAUAUUUCAGUUACUGCUCAUGUGAUGUCUUUCAUGCUCAGCAUUAGUGCAAAACUCUGUAAAUCAUAUGUAUUUUUGACAUUAAUAUUCUGAUCUGAAAAAAAUAAAUAUAUCUAUAUCUUA